CUUGCCCUCUAAAUAAACUUUCGAGCGUGUAGAGGGAGACCGCAGAGGGCUGAAGUCAUAAGAGAGCGAGUUGGAGUGGGGGAAUGAGUAUUGCACGCAAAACUGAAAAGAGAUGAAACUGCGCAGAUUAUUUUUGCUUUAACUGUCGAACAACGAGAAGUGCGCGACAAUCAAGUUGGUUCUCACCUCGUCGAAUCUUGGUACUUUAUUACAGUUAGGUGCUGCUGCUGCCAGUGACGCGCGCGGCUCCCAGUUUUUGUCUACUCUGUUAGAUGAUGGGGAUGACGCGAUGACCUCCUACACGCAGGGCACAAUAAAGUAGCCCUCACACCUGGACGCGCGGCGAACUUCGAGAGAGUAUCAGUGGAGGAUACAGGAAGACAACUGAAACUGUAUCAAUAUGCCAGCCUCGAUUAUAUGAUCUACGCUUUCUUUCUUUGAGUAUCUUAUUUUUCCCGCGGUGGAUGAUAAUCUAACGGUUUGGUUGUGGGAAUAUGCUCACUACGGAUACCUGAUUUGGUCUCGCUCUGUGGCACACAUGAGGAUUCUAUCAAGGAUGUUACUGUCUAAACGGCCCAGGUGUCAUUGGGCCAUCGUAAAUCAGACAUCACUCUCUGCGCAGAGCAGGGGAUUCUGCUCUUUCCAGGAAUAAGACAACACAUUCCCUCUCAUAAAAGUGGAAUCAAAGCUGCACUUUUCUGGAGGACAUUGACAUUGGCUAUUCAAGUCAUCAUCUCCGGGUUACUAUGCAAUUACAACUGAUCUCCUUUGUUUUGAUCUUGCACUGCAUGGAAUACACUGAUUGUCAGCAGCAACCCUCCAGGUAUCGGCAACAUAAACAGAACCCAGGGGUGAGCUCAGGGUGCCAGGGAGGCUGUCUGACCUGCUCUGAUUAUAAUGGCUGUCUGUCCUGUAAGCCCCGCCUCUUUAUCUUCCUGGAGAGAAAUGGGAUGAGGCAGAUGGGGGUGUGUCUGCCCUCCUGCCCCAGUGGUUUCUACGGCACCCGCUCACCAGACAGAAACACAUGCACAAAGUGCAGGCCGGAGUGUGAUUCUUGCUUCAAUAAGAACCUUUGCAUGCGGUGCCGAGCGGGGUACUAUCUCCACCUGGGCAAGUGUCAGGAGAGCUGCCCAGAGAGCCUGGUCUGCAGCGACACACAAAGGGAAUGUGUUCCCAAGUGUCCUGCGGACUGUGAUGCCUGUCUGAUCAAUGACACAUGUACGAGGUGCAGACCAGGCCUGUACCUGCUGCUGGGGAAGUGUCACCACGUCUGUCCAGAAGAGUUUGAACCAAACGACAAACUCAUGGAGUGUUCCCUUCAAGUGCACUGCGCGGUGGGUGAGUGGGGGGAGUGGAGCCCCUGCUCCCGGUCAGGGAAAACCUGUGGAUUUAAAUGGGGUGAGGAGACGAGGACCAGGGAAGUUGUCCAGUUCCCUUCCGCCUACGGAAAACUCUGUCCCCCCAUCUGGGAAAAGAAAGAGUGUGUCCUGAAGAGGAGGCGAUGUCCAGGGCAAGGUAAGGGGAGGAAGGGUGAGCGGCGGGGCGAAAGGAGAAAUCGUGACAACCGCCGGGACAAGGACAGCCAGGGGGAAGACCGGCGGGAGAGGAAGAAGGACAGAGAGAGGGAGAGAGGGGAGGCAGGUGACCGGGAGGACUCUGAGAACAGGAACAAGACAGAGCAAAGACGCCGGAGAGGCCAAAACAGAGACCCUGUUGUCUCACCUGAGGGAGGAGGUCCUACACAGUAACAGAGCCUGGAGGAGCCCUCUCACUCCACCCCCUCUUUGUCCCCCUCGCCCCCUCAACUCAUUGCUGAAGGGGUGCUGCUGCUACCUGUAUUAUUUAAAUAUAUACUGUAUAUGCACAAGAGAGAUCGGGUCACUCGAUCGGCCACUACAGACUCUAAGGACUUCUCCCCUACAUACCUACCUAUCUGCCCCCCUCCACCACACACCACUGAGAGGCCACCUCCCCCUUCCCGUCCUGUCCUCUAGUUUCACCAGACCAGAGAGACCCAAGAAUGCUGUUGAUUGGACGGGAAUGAACAAAACUGCUCUUGUGAUUGGAUGGGACUGUACAGAGAGGAGAGGAGUGAGACAUUGAAAUGUGACAGUAUGGGGAUGAUGAUGUGUUUGUCAUUGGGAGUCGGGACAAUGUAAAUGCUUGUUGAAUCGGUUAUUUAAAAGGCUCCCGCCCAGUUAAAAACAAACUUUGCGUCUUGGUUUCAAUGUAGGUUUAAUUUGUGACAUUAUGUAGAAUUGUUGUUGUUGUUGUCUUUAUGUUUUUGUUUGUUGUUUUUUGCUGAGUAAAUUAUCAUGGGAUAUCAGUAACAAAAAGACAGACAGUCAGAUGUGGUUGCUGCAUUCAGAUGUAUAGUAAACAUGAGACAAACUGACUGAAUUGAUUUUGUGACAGAAUGAGGACGGACCCCAGUGUUUUCCACCCAACUUAUUAUUGGUCACGUUUGUUCAGAAGCGUCCUGGACAAAGUGCUAGUUUGCCUGUCUGUGUAAGCAGGAUCUGUGCUUUCACUAAAGCCACCUAAGCAGAAAUCAAAAGCAUCUGUAUGUCAAAUAAACUAUAAUGGGUUUGUACUGGUCUUUGUUUUUCAUUUGUUAUCUUCGGGUAAUUCUAUGCCUGAAAAUAUUUUUGGUAUCUCAGAUUGUUCUGGCAACUGUCACAUGGAACCUUUAUUCAUGGGAAGGAUGUUUGGCUUUUUCAAUUUGUAUCACAAACCAUUUGGGGGAAAAUCAUGAUAAAAGUGGACAAUUUCUAAUAUAUAUAUAUAUAUAUAUUUCAGAAACAAGACACUCCAUAUUUUAGAGCACUCGAUAAGGAGUAUAAUGACACCACGAUGUUGUCUUUAUCAUGUACAGUUUGUGGAUCAUUGUACAGGGGACAUCUAUAGGUCUAAAAGGGACGAAUUGGCCACUCUCAUCCCACAAAAAUAGUUUGUGGUACAAAUCUAAAAAACAUAUCAAACAUCCUUACUCCCAUAUGAAGUUUCUAUGUGAAAAUAGCUAGAACAUUCGGAGAUAACCUAAAUAUUUUUGGGACAGGCUAGUAUGGAAUUGCGCCUUUAUUAUUUGUUAACUACAUCAAUAAACACUCUCUGGAGA
Molecule: messenger RNA, 3118 nt
Organism: Oncorhynchus gorbuscha (pink salmon)
Lineage: Eukaryota; Metazoa; Chordata; Actinopteri; Salmoniformes; Salmonidae
Product: R-spondin-3-like
Exons: 6
Coding region: 747-1748 (333 amino acids)
Source: RefSeq, a predicted model, not a curated record